UGGCUUAUGGUACUUGUAUUACGUUCAGCUUCAACCAGUUAUCAGGAAAGAGGUUAUUGGACUACAUUUCCCAUAAUCCACUGCGAAUGCGAUAAUGGCGGCCUCCUUGGUGGGAGUGCUCGCUGUGGUUCGCAAUGUUAGUGUUAAAAGGACGGUACGAUCGAAGUGUUUAAUAUCCAGUUCUCAUGUAUGUACUAGGAGGUUGGGAGCGUCAGCCUGUCGGAACGCCAAAGCACAAGUGAAGAGAAGCCUUAGCCAGGAGCUGGUUGGUGUUGUUGGUCUUGAGAUCCACGCACAGAUCCACGCCAGCACUAAGCUCUUCUCCGGCUCCCAGGUCCGCUUCUCCUCUCCGCCCAACUCCUUGGUGUCCUUCUUUGAUGCUUCACUGCCCGGAACACUACCAGUGCUCAACAGAAGAUGUGUGGAGGCUGCUGUGAUGACGGGCCUCGCCCUCAACUGCACCAUCAACAAGAAGUCGCUGUUUGACCGCAAGCAUUAUUUCUAUGCCGAUCUUCCAGCUGGCUACCAGAUCACCCAGCAGCGGCUGCCCGUCGCGGUGGACGGCCGGCUCUCCUAUGGCGUGCUGGUGGACGGCAGCCAAAACCACGUGCUGGAGAGGAGCGUGAGGAUCAAGCAGAUCCAGCUGGAGCAGGACAGCGGGAAGAGCCUGCGGGACGGACACCGGAGCCAGACGCUCAUAGACCUCAACAGGGCAGGCAUCGGUCUGAUGGAGCUGGUCAUGGAGCCUGAUAUGUGCUGCGGCGAGGAGGCUGCAGCAGCCGUGCGGGAGCUGCAGCUCAUCCUGCAGGCGCUGGGCACCUGCCAGGGCAACAUGUCAGAGGGCCAGCUGAGGGUGGAUGCCAAUGUCUCCGUACACCGGCCCGGCGAGCCGCUCGGCGUGCGGACCGAGGUGAAGAACAUCAACAGUGCCCGCUUCCUGGCCCGAGCCAUCGACUACGAGCUCCAGAGACAGAUGGCCGUCGUGGAGAGCGGCGGGACCGUGGUGAACGAGACGAGAGCCUUCGAUUUCAAGUCGGGCCAGACCAUCCCCAUGCGGGACAAAGAAGGUCUCCAGGACUACAGGUUCAUGCCGGAGCCCAACCUUCCCCCGCUGCUGCUGUAUGACCAGCAGACGGCCCCCAUGGAUGCAGACCCCACGCAGGUGAUCCUAAUCGAUCAGAUCCAGGAGCAGCUGCCGGAGCUGCCCAGGGUGACCAGGGAGAGGCUGGUGAAGACCUACGGCAUCCUGCCUGAGCACAGCUUCACGCUGGUGAAUGAGGACGACCUGGUGGACUAUUUUGUGUCUGUGGUCCAGCGGACCAAAGCAGAGCCGAGGAAGGUGAUUGGCUGGGUGCUGAAGGACCUGCUGGGCCAGUUGAAGCAGCGCUGUCUGAGCACGGCCCAGAGUCCCAUCUCGCCGCUUGCGCUGGCAGAGCUGCUGGACCUUCUGGAGGCAGGACGCAUCUCCUCGCCGGCCGCCAAGCUGGUGUUCCAGGAGUUGUGGAAGGGGACAGGGAGGAGCGCGGAGCAGAUCGUGGAGCAGCAGGAUCUGGGCGUGAUGAGGGACCAUGGUGAGAUCGAGCGGAUCUGCCAGAGUGUCAUCGACUCGCACCCGGAGGAGGUACGGGCUAUCAGGGGCGGGAACAGGAACGUCUUGAACAAGCUGAUGGGCCGGGUGAUGAAGCAGACCAAGGGGCGUGCCGACCCCCUGCUGGUGAGGACCCUCCUGGAGGAGAAGACGUCCUGAGGGAGGAGCCAAGCCCCGCGGCCGGAGCGUACUGCUCCCAGAGGAGGUCCGGGUCUCCAGCUCGAACGUGGCUGCCGAUCACGGAGACUGGCACGAUUUAUUUGUGACUUUUGGAAAUGUGGAGUCUCGACUUGCUAAAACCUGCCAGCUGGUCUGUUCUCUCGUUCUUCUCUGGAACACUGUAAGAAAUGCUAGCAUUAUUUUUCACAGGCAGGAAGCUCAUGUCUCUUCCUGUUUGUCUCCCAGUGUCAGAACAUGAAAUUAAAAAAUGGAGAGCUCCA
Messenger RNA from Paramormyrops kingsleyae, 2028 nucleotides. It is a transcript of the gene gatb, whose product is annotated as glutamyl-tRNA(Gln) amidotransferase, subunit B. The record is from RefSeq and is a predicted model, not a curated record. Gene Ontology annotation, cellular component: mitochondrion; glutamyl-tRNA(Gln) amidotransferase complex. Gene Ontology annotation, biological process: mitochondrial translation; glutaminyl-tRNAGln biosynthesis via transamidation. NCBI's taxonomy places the organism in Eukaryota, Metazoa, Chordata, Actinopteri, Osteoglossiformes, Mormyridae. Gene Ontology annotation, molecular function: glutaminyl-tRNA synthase (glutamine-hydrolyzing) activity.